Messenger RNA from Camellia sinensis, 2954 nucleotides. RefSeq names its product pentatricopeptide (PPR) repeat-containing protein. Gene Ontology annotation, biological process: RNA modification. Gene Ontology annotation, molecular function: RNA binding; protein binding; zinc ion binding. NCBI's taxonomy places the organism in Eukaryota, Viridiplantae, Streptophyta, Magnoliopsida, Ericales, Theaceae. The record is from RefSeq and is a predicted model, not a curated record.
AGAGACGCGUUUAACUUGUUCCCGCCGAAUUACUGUUGUGAAUAAUUAUUAUGUCUUCUACCUCUAACUACUACUGUUCGUUACUUAAACUCUGCUGCGAAGCCCAUAACCAAAUCCAAGCAAAGAAGCUUCAUUGCCUCAUUCUCAAGACUGUUACACAUCCAGAGACUUUUCUAUGGAACAAUCUCAUCAACACAUAUGCUAAAUUACGCAAUUUAACCUAUGCACGACAUGUGUUCGAUCAAAUUCCUCAACCAAACCUCUUCUCAUGGAACACCGUCCUCUCGGCUUACGUGAAGUUCGGCCAAAUUCCUGCAAUGCAAGAGAUCUUCAUUCGAAUGCCAUGCCGAGAUGGGGUUUCUUGGAACUUGAUUAUUUCGGGUUAUGCUUGUCACAGGUCAUGUUAUGAGUCAGUGGAGCUAUAUAGAUUGAUGUUGAGAGAUGGAUCCAUUAAUUUGACUCGAAUUACGUUCUCGACAAUGCUUGUCUUGUCGUCAAAUCGGGGUUGUAUUGAUUUGGGUAGGCAAAUUCAUGGUCAGAUUGUGAAAUUUGGUUUUGAGUCUUAUGUUUUUGUGCGUAGUCCCUUGGUUGAUAUGUACUCGAAAGCAGGGUUGAUUUUUUAUGCGAAGCGGGUUUUUGAUGAAUUGCCAGAGAGGAAUUUGGUAAUGCAUAAUACUAUGAUUAUGGGUUUUUUGAGGUGCGGGAUGGUUGAAGACUCGAAGCAUUUAUUUUGUUGUAUGCAUGAAAAAGAUUCAAUUUCGUGGACAACAAUGAUUACAGGACUUACACAGAAUGGAAUGGAGAGAGAAGCAGUUGAUAUGUUUAGGAAAAUGAGAACUGAAGGCUUGGCUAUUGAUCAGUUUACUUUCGGAAGCAUCUUGACAGCUUGUGGGGUUCUUUUGGCCUCAAAAGAAGGCAAGCAAAUCCAUGCAUAUGUAAUCAGGACCGAUUAUAUGCAUAAUGUGUUUGUUGGUAGUGCCCUUGUUGACAUGUAUUCUAAGUGCAGAAGUAUAAAAUAUGCAGAAACAGUUUUUAAGAGGAUGACCUGCAAAAAUAUUGUGUCUUGGACAGCAAUGGUGGUGGGCUAUGGCCAGAAUGGGUACAGUGAAGAAGCUGUUCGGAUCUUUUGCGAAAUGCAAAGAAAUGGGAUUGACCCAGAUGAGUUUACUCUAGGAAGUGUCAUUAGCUCAUGUGCAAAUCUUGCAAGUUUAGAAGAGGGUGCCCAAUUUCAUGGUCGAGCACUAGUUUCUGGCUUGAUUUCCUUUGUUACAGUUUCUAAUGCACUUAUUACACUGUAUGGUAAAUGUGGAAGCAUAGAAGAGUCCCAUCACCUGUUCAAUGAGAUGAACUUUAGGGAUGAAAUCUCUUGGACUGCACUGGUUUCUGGGUAUGCCCAGUUUGGAAAAGCCAAUGAAACAAUUGAUUUAUUUGAAAAAAUGCUGGCCAAUGGUCUACAACCUGAUGGAGUAACUUUCAUUGGGGUUCUUUUAGCUUGCAGUAGGGCAGGACUAGUUGAGAAAGGAUGCAAGUAUUUUGAUCUAAUGGUAGAACAACAUGGCAUCAUUGCAAUACAAGAUCACUACACUUGCAUGAUUGAUCUUUUCAGCAGAGCCGGGAGGUUAGAAGAAGCAAAAAAUUUUGUAUUUAAGAUGCCUUGUAAACCUGAUGCGAUUGGUUGGGCUACCUUGCUGAGUUCAUGUAGAGUUCAUGGUAACAUGGAAAUUGGGAAAUGGGCAGCAGAAUCUCUACUAGAACUAGAACCACAAAACCCAGCUAGCUAUGUCUUGCUCUCGAGCAUGCAUGCUGCUAAAGGGAAAUGGGAUGAGGUGGCUCAGUUAAGAAGACGACUAAGAGAUACGGGCAUAAGAAAGGAACCGGGAUGCAGUUGGAUUAAAUACAAGAGCAGAGUACACAUUUUCUCUGCUGAUGACAGGUCAAGUCCGUAUUCAGAUCAGAUCUACGCUAAGUUAGAGAAGUUGUACUGUAAAAUGAUAGAGGAGGGUUAUGUGCCUGAUAUGAGUUCUGUUCUCCAUGAUGUUGAGAUGUCAGAGAAGAUAAGAAUGCUUAACCACCACAGUGAGAAGCUUGCUAUUGCCUUUGGGUUGAUUUUUAUUCCUUGUGGAUUGCCCAUACGAGUGGUCAAAAACCUCAGAGUAUGUGGGGACUGCCACAAUGCAACUAAAUUCAUUUCGAAGAUCACCCAGAGAGAGAUUCUUGUAAGAGAUUCUGUUCGGUACCAUUUGUUUAAAGAUGGAACAUGUUCAUGUGGUGAUUUCUGGUGAUGGUUUUGUCUGUUGUUUAAAGCUGUUGCGGAUGGCACUGAGACAAAUCUUUGAAUCACUCAAGUGGCACCAUGAAAUAGACAUAGCCUUUUCACUUGAGAAAGUGGAUCCAUUUUCUAUGGCAGCUGUAAGGGGCUAGUGUUUUUGCAACACUACUUCCUAGGAACAUUACUAUGACAAUAAAACCUGAUUUAUAUGGUUUGUCCAAACAAGACCUGCAUGUCAAAGGAGCUGCUAUGAGAAAUUCUAUCCAUUAGAAAGCUUUCUGAACUGCUUAUCAGGUAACCUGAGGGGUGGGCAUGUAUGCUUGAAAAAUGAAGAAGAUAAUUGAUGAUGGAUUAUUAUGUGACAAGGUAAGAGUCUAAUUCCUGUAAACUAUUACACCUAUUUGUGUUAGAUUUGUUACAGUGCUGUCGCUUGAAGCUUGGACAAACACUCAAAUUUCAUUGAUCAAGACAUUGAGUGUUUGGAGGACCUGAUUCUCUUGGUUGGGUUAGGGUAUAUAAGUAUCAACAGAAUCAUAAGGAUACGAAACAUAUGACAUUAGAGGGAGUUCUGUAAAUUAAAACACCAUUCAUUAUUUCCCUGUAGUUAAAUGAUUGAAUGAGCAAAUUUUGUGAACUUCAUACACUAGGGUAUCAAUUGAAAAGGUGGGUUAUUACUUUCUCAGUA